Paraphaeosphaeria sporulosa is the source of this 1491-nucleotide messenger RNA. Its product is annotated as carboxylesterase. The transcript is spliced from 2 exons. The record is from RefSeq and is a predicted model, not a curated record. Lineage: Eukaryota; Fungi; Ascomycota; Dothideomycetes; Pleosporales; Didymosphaeriaceae. The coding region runs from base 1 to 1491 and encodes 496 amino acids.
AUGCGUCCCUUCCUGUUGUUAUCGCUCUCCCUACCAUGGAUCGCUAGUGGGCAAUACGCUUCGUAUCCUCAGAGAUACACAAGGGUAAAGCUGCCAUGUGGAACGCUUGUCAACGGCCUCAUCGACGCGAACUUCUCGUCUGUCCGUCAGUUCUUGGGCAUACCUUAUGCACAGCCGCCAGUCGGCGAUCUUCGCUGGGAGCCUCCUCUCGCUAAAAGGUUCUCGUCGCCCGUCAACGCGACCGCCUAUGGGAGGUCAUGUACGCAACCCGAGGUCCUCACCCCCAACCUGGAGAAUAUGGAUUGCCCUGAACUCAGUAUCCAAAACAAGGAAACCGGUGAGGACUGUCUGACGCUAAGCCUGUGGACACCCACGAACGCCACUAAAUUGCCGGUUGUCAUCUUCUUCUAUGGCGGAGGUUGGUACACGGGAGGACAAGAUGUGCCAUAUACGAUCCCGACACAGUGGGUGCAAAGGACGAAGGACUUGAUCGUUGUAAAACCAAAUUCGCGAGGCAACAUCUUUGGGUACCCGAACGCGGAAGGGGCCACGAACCAGAACCUGGGGUUGCUUGACCAACGACUUGCUGUCGAAUGGGUUCGAGAUAAUAUAGAGGCAUUUGGGGGUGAUAGUUCCAAGAUUACGAUAUGGGGUCAAUCGUCAGGUGCAGAACAGGUCGAUUACUACAACUUCGCUUGGCAUGAAGAUCCCAUUGUUCAAGGUCUCAUCAUGAAUUCUGGCACAGCGUUCAUCGAAGACGGUUCCGGUCCCAAAUUCUCUAAUUUCUCUUACGUGGCUACGCAAGUAGGCUGUGGAAAUCGGACCGAUGCGGCAGCUGAGCUCUCGUGCAUGAAGAAGGUCAACGCCGCGACGAUCGAGAAGGUCAUAGCUGACAACCUGAACGGUGGGGGAGUGCCCCCGUUAGCUUUCGGUUCCUCAGCUGAUGAGAAGAUCGUGCCCUCGAACUUGACGAAGUGGGCACUGGAAGGCAGGAUCGCAAAAGUGCCUGCGAUUGUCGGAAUUGACCAGAACGAGGGCGUAGGCUUCGUGACAUACAACGCUGACGGACCAAGUGCGGAAGAUCAAGCAUUGGCAGACUACUGGUUCCAGGCGCUCUUCCUCUGUCCGUCGUUCAAGACGUCAAAACUGCGUGCUGCGGCUGGUCUCCCCACAUACCGAUACAUGUACGCCGGAAACUUCAGCAACAUCUCUCCUCGGCCGUGGAUGGGGGCAUACCACGGUUCGGAGCAGCCAAUGCAAUUCGGCACCCAUGGCAACUACAGAGGCGCGUCGACGCCGUACCAAAUCGCGGUCAGCGAAGCGAUGCAAGACGCGUAUCGAGCGUUUAUCGACGAUCCGCUAUCGGGAUUAAAAGGGCAGAAUUGGCCAACAUUCACGGAAGAAUAUGGUGUCGUAAGGUGGUUUGCGAGCAAUGGCACAGUGGCCAGGAAUGCUAUAGGAGAGUUGCAAGCAUGGGAGGACAAGUGCUAA